Messenger RNA from Theileria parva strain Muguga, 2214 nucleotides. RefSeq lists its product as uncharacterized. The record is from RefSeq and is a predicted model, not a curated record. NCBI's taxonomy places the organism in Eukaryota, Apicomplexa, Aconoidasida, Piroplasmida, Theileriidae. The transcript has a single exon. Bases 1 to 2214 code for a protein of 737 amino acids.
AUGAUGAUAAUGGUGGCUGACGGUAUAGAACAUGGAGCUAAACUGGCAGUAGAAACAGGCAUAUUCGGCAAAACCUACACAUAUAAAAAAGACGGUGACGCCAAAGAAGCCACUGACAACAAGGAGCUAAAACGCAAUACCGUUGUCUAUCCUUCCAUAGCUGUCCAGUGGCUUAAUUUCAUAACCUACUUGAUACUUCUUAUAGUCUAUGUACCUGGAGACAAAGGUCAUCUAACAGCCUUUUACUUUGUGAUUGCUGUUUCUGGAUUUGUGUUUGGUCUCAGUAAUGUGUUGACGUUUGCUAUUGAUGAUAAUUAUUUACCCAUCUACAUAGCUGGAGAAAAUUGUUUUCCAGCUACCACUUCUCUGAUCCACUACCUGUCAACCCUAAUGUUUGGUAACAGAAGGAAGUGGAACAGUGACUUCCUGAUGGUCUACAUAGACCUUGUGGUAGCCAUUUUGCUGUCACUUCUGUCAGCUGUACUGUGGACCUUAGGAUAUGUGUCAAAGCAUCCAACAGAAGAAGAUGCUCUCAAACCAAAGGCCACUGAAGUAGUAACCAAGAUCAUAGAAGGUCUCAAUGGUAAGAUCAAUAGCUCCGCUGAAGUGGUAGAAGCUAUCGUAAAACACCUAGAAUCCAAAAUAGAAGAGGCCGGCACAAAAAUUGAAGCCAUCCAAGAAGUCAAACUGGCCAUCGAUCAGGCCAUCCAAAGUGCCAUCCAAAGUGCCCAAGCUAGAAGUGGUACCGCCACAGUCAAAGCUGUAGUUCAGUCAGUCCUCGAAGCCCUCAAAGCCCAAGCCACCCAAAUCACUGAAGCGCUCACACCUCUAGACAUCACAAAUGCAGAUAAAGAUAUCUCCGAUGCUAUCUCAACCACUCUCCCUAAACUCACUAACCUUAACCAAACGUAUGAUCCCAAAAAACAUGAUGCCACUACUAUCCUCAAAGAAGCCCUUGCUGUUGUUGCCAAAGUCAAGGAUGAACAUCUCGACACUCCCAUCAAUGAAGUUCUCAAUAAGGUCAAUCUCCAAGGCCAAGCCGGUCAAGUCAAAAAUAAACUCCAACAAGGUCCUAAUCUGGGUAUCACAGCUGAUACAACUUCAAUCUCUCAAGCCCUCCAUAACCUCCAAGAAAAUGGAAAACCCAAACCUGAGGCCAUCGCCGCAGUCAAACAAGCCCUCGAAGCCACUAAUAUUACAGACACUGAUCUCGAUACACCAAUCGGUACUGUCCUCACCACUAAGAAUGGUCUCCAAGGUAAAAUCCAAGCAGUCAAAACUAAUCUCAAAUCUGGUGGCGGUGGCCAAACCAAUAUCAAUAUCGGUGCCGACACAAUCACUCUAGCCCUCGGAAAACUCCAACAAGAAGGACAACCCAAUGCUACUGCCAUCGCUGACGUACAAUCCGCACUCUCUCAAGGCACUGAAAAGGACCCAUACAUCCAGCUAUGGCACAUUAAUCCUCCAGGUGGCUACCAAGGCGAAAUUGUUGAUCCUAAAACCUUUAUGCCAUUCCUCAUGGUCCUUGUCGGAAUGGGACUGGUCUACUGCAUAUAUCCAGCCAUAGCUCCGGGAAUGAUUGUUCCAUUUUACCUCGUGGAUAAGAUUGAGAUGGUACUGUUGAUAGCUACCAUAUUUCCACCUCUCAUUGUAGCCAUAGUUACCAAAUACAAGUUUGGCUGGUCACCUAAGGCAGCAUGGACAGACAACUCUAAAGAUUUUUUUCCUGGUUCUCCAUGUAACUAUAUGUGGCAUUUCUUUGACCUAGUGAUUCCUACCAUGAUCAUUUUAGCCUAUUUAUUUAUUUACUCACUGCAUUACAGAGACUCAUCAGUUGCCAGAUCAAUCAUCAACCAACCCAAAAUGUCUACAUGUCUAACCAUUCUAUUCUAUAUGUGUCAUGAGAUUUCAUUGGCUGUAGGAUUUCCAGGUAUCUUUGGUGGUAAUGGAGGUGGUAGCAUAUUGGCCCUUACGGCUCAGCUGAUGGGAGCAUUUCUGAUGUGUCUGUUAGCUCCAUAUUCUGAAGGUUACAUUAUUGAGUAUAAGAGACAUGAUCCUAGCAAUUGGCCUACAGCAGGAAUGACUAGGUGGAAUGCCCUUAGGUACUGGACCAAAAUGGCCUCCAAGAACUGCAAUAAGAACCUAGCAGCAUUGUUCACCAAAGACCUGAGAAGAGACCUGUUACUCUGCAUAGAAAGAAAUGAGCUAAUCUAA